Portunus trituberculatus (swimming crab) is the source of this 2538-nucleotide messenger RNA. RefSeq lists its product as uncharacterized. The transcript has 5 exons. Bases 547 to 1350 code for a protein of 267 amino acids. Lineage: Eukaryota; Metazoa; Arthropoda; Malacostraca; Decapoda; Portunidae. The record is from RefSeq and is a predicted model, not a curated record.
UCCCUCUCUCCUGCCUGUCCAUGCAUCCCGCUAUGGCCUGAGAAGCAAGAUAAACCUAAAGAGAGAGUAAAGGAGGGGAUAAUAAUCACAUUUUCUUUCAUUUAUGUUAUAUCAUCGCGGGAAGCAACAGGUAAUGAGGAGAAUACCUGGCCCACCUGAGAGUGAACGAACAGUGAGGGAUACGUGGUCGGGAGGACGGUGUUGCGUCUCACCUCUGUGUUGCAAAGACAUGUUUCUACUGGGAGCAAUGUGACCUAUAGGCCUCUGGUGUUAAAUAUUCACAGAAAACAGUCUAAAGAGGCCAAGUGAUGCUUUCUGAAAGUGUCUAGUGCAGGGGUGAGAAACUGAUGUGUAAAGAGCGAGUUUCGAAAGCUUGUGGACUCUUCCCUACUCUUACUUCAGAUGCUGCUAAAGAAUUUUGUAUAACGAAAAGGAGGAAACAAAACAAAGGGUCGCUACGCAUCACUAUGUGAGACGGAGAUGCAUCGAUGUCAGCCUACCUGCUCACUCAUCUAGAGCACCAGGACAGCACUAGUCGCCACCAGCAUGAGGUUUGCUUCCAGAACAUGGCGUAUGGGUGUGCAUUCUCGACCGUUUGUGGCAAUACAAGCGGCACUGCCAUUACUACUACUGGCGCUUCCUGCCAUCAACGCACAGAGAGAUUGCUCCCUUCUGAACUGCGAUACUAUAUGUGAUGAAGAUCCUCGUUAUUACAGGCCACAGGAUUGUACGAGGUGUUGUCCGGAUCAAGGUAAAGAAGAGGAUAAAACGGAUGAAGCAAUGGAGGAGGGAAUUAAAAAGCUGCAGCAGAGGAUGGAGGAGAUGGAGCAGAUGAUGCGAGUGAUGAUGGGAGUGUCUCUAGGCCUGCUCCUGCUGCUGAUUGUGCUGGUGGUUGUGGUGCUUCUUCGUCAAACCUCCACCAAGGCCCUCAAGGCUGCUCUCCCUGUGUUCUUCAAGAAAAAGGACGAGGGUCGAGCCAGCAUUGAGAAGCGUCCCCUGCCACCUACCAAAGUGCCACCAGAAAAUAGAAAUUCCACAGUGCUUCGAAUAGCUGACUACCAGAAUAACCACAGUCCUCUCACUAAACGCACGCGACCUAAUGGCAUGGCACAGCACAGGCAUGGGUUCCCUAUGCCACCCGAAGAGCCACGUCCCCGCCAGCCUUCCGAAUCUACCUGCCCUGAUGAAAGCGAUCUCUCUCAACCGCACCAAGACAACAACCUGCCGCCAGGAGCUUAUGACAACUUAGCUUUAUCCCACACCUCCUCCACCUCCACUCUGGCUCCUGCAGUAUCUACCAAUACACUGGACACAACUCUACCUUCAAUGAAUCCCACAUCACUUGUAUGAACUAAGUAAGCUAAGCUAGUGUGCAGAGAACCUAAUGUCUCCACGCUCAGGAGCCAUUGGAUACAACUGCUAUGUGAGCCUUGUGUCACACUAAAUGUCCAGAUCUGUGUAGAAAAACUUCCGUCCAUUUCCUCACUCGCUCAGAAACCAUCAUUGUAAGCCUUGUGCAAUAUAAGGAGUCUGUUGUAGCAGUAUGAGAACAUGUAAUACUUUUUAAAGCACUGCCCCCUUAAUUCUUAUACAAAAGCAUUGAGAUUUCAAGGAAUCAUUAAGUGCACUAAACCCCAUACUUUAGUACAGAUAGAGGCUUAAACUUCAGGAACAGUGCUACAAAAGUACAAUUACAUUUUUUUUUGCACUACAACAAAACAGGCAUACGCAGGAAUUGAAACCGUCCAAGUUGUCAGAACACCAAGUGUCUGUGAACUUGAUAGCAACAAAAGGAUGUGCAGUUAAGUAAUAUUAUGAAGUGAGAAACAUGAUGCAUAAACUAAUUCACGUGAUGCUAAGGAAAUGUGCAAUCUGUGUGUGCAAGUGUGUCUCCAUGUGACUUCAAUGUGGCAAGAUUUGUAAAGCAGAAAGAAAGACAUUAAAAAGACAUUCCAAGGUGUUCUGGUAUACAUGAUAAAAUCCUACUACUGCAGUGCAAGGCCAAUGUUAUUGUUAUUAAGAUUAACAUUCCAGGUGAUGAUGUAAGCAGUAUUCUGCAAGGUACAUAGAUACUAAGUAACUGUGUGCAAUAAACUGUACACAAAAUGGAUAGGAUGAGGAUCCUGAACCCACAAUGAUCAAUGUUUCUACACUAAAAAAGUCACCUGAUAACCUUCUAAAGUUACUUAAAUUGUCAUGCAGAGUAAUGUCCGAAUCUCCUACUCUCUGUGAUAUUGCGUGUGAAAAGGUUAUUAAAUGUUGAUGGAUUUAGUUAGGAAAUGUCCUUCAUUACUGACUAGAUGGAUCUUCACAUCCCUUAAGUAUAUAGUAUUCCAUCAUUUAUAAAGAAGUGGCAUAUUAAGACAAUUCCAGAUUCUCUUCUUUUUAACUAACAACUAACCCCAUGUCUUCCUGAUCGCAUUUGUUGUGUUCGUCACUCACAAAAGUCUAUGCAAAUCAGUUUGUAUGUGAAAUAAUUAAAUUGCUCAUACAGCAUAUAGUAUGUGAAUUUCUAUGAUGAAUUGCAAUACUAAAGCA